CACCAAUCCUCAUCACCUCCGAGAUUUUCAUCGCCUGCCGCGCAAUCUCGGGAUCCUAGCCGUCCGCACAUCGCCGCGGCCUUCCUCCGCGCCACGAAUGGUGUUCUCUGGCCGCUGUCUUUUCCCGAGGACCUAACCCAAGGCGGUAGGUACCAGCUAAAAGUCUAAAGGCGACCACCGGACCGGGCGGCAAUGACGACCGCCGCGAGGGAGAGGCGCCUGCCGCCGACGCUGCCCCUGGCCACGCUUAUCGGUCGCGAGCUCCGUGCGGGGGGCUCCGAGCGCCCGGCCCUGCGCUACGGCCACGCCGGCUUCGCCAAGCGCGGCGAGGACUACUUCCUCGUCAAGCCCGACUGCGUCCGCGUCCCCGGGGACCCCGCAUCGGCGUUCUCAGUUUUCGCCGUGUUCGACGGCCACAACGGCGUGUCGGCGGCGGUCUAUAGCAAAGAGCAUCUGCUCGAGCACGUCAUGAGCGCGCUGCCGCCGGACAUCGGGCGCGACGACUGGCUGCAGGCGCUGCCGCGCGCUCUCGUCGCCGGCUUUGUCAAGGCCGACAUUGAUUUCCAGCGCAAGGGGGAGGUGUCAGGAACCACGGCGACACUGGUGGUCAUCGAUGGGUUCACGGUCACAGUGGCGUCGGUGGGAGACUCGCGCUGCAUCCUGGACACGCAGGGCGGCGAGUUGCAGCUGCUAACCGUGGACCACCGCCUGGAGGAGAAUGCAGAGGAGCGGGAGCGCGUCACGGCCAGCGGUGGGGAAGUAGGCCGGCUCAAUCUCUUCGGUGGUCAGGAGGUUGGUCCUCUCCGGUGCUGGCCUGGUGGCUUGUGCCUUUCAAGAUCCAUUGGGGACAUGGAUGUUGGGGAGUACAUUGUGCCCAUUCCACAUGUCAAGCAAGUCAAGCUAUCAAACGCUGGAGGAAGGCUGAUAAUAGCAUCCGAUGGCAUAUGGGAUGCAUUAUCCAAUGAAGCAGCUGCAAAAGCAUGCAGAGGAUUGCCUGCAGAACUGGCAGCGAAGCUUGUCGUUAAGCAAGCUCUGAAAACAAGCGGGCUAAAGGAUGACACCACCUGUGUUGUAGUUGACAUUAUCCCAUCCGAUCAUUUGACAUCACCACAAUUGUCUCCAAAGAAAAAUCAUAACAAGUUGAAGUCACUUUUUCGUAGAAGGUCGCAUAGUUCUGUUGGAAAGCUCGGGGGCAAGUCUGCCUCCAUUGGUUCUGUGGAGGAGUUAUUUGAAGAAGGCUCUGCAAUGUUAGAAGAAAGGUUGGGCAGGAAUUUGUCUUUGAAAGCAGUUUCAGCACCUUUUCGCUGUGCAAUCUGCCAAGUGGACCAAGAGCCCUUCGAAGAUUUGAUGAGAGAUAAUGGAGGUGGUUACUGCUCUUCCCCAUGCGCUCCAUGGGGUGGUCCAUAUCUCUGUUUGGACUGUCGGAAAAAGAAAGAUGCAAUGGAAGGUAAAAGAUCUAGCUGCUCCACAGCAUGCAGGUGAAACAGUCCUUGCCUCAAGCAGAAAAGAACCGAUGAGAGAGGAUAAUAAGUUGCUGGACCCAAGUAUAAUUGUUUGCUGAAACUAACUGUAUUGCCAGCCCGGUAAAAGACAUAUUUGGCUGGUAGUAAGACCUAACUAGUCUGUUACCUGCGCACAAUCCGAAUGGAAAAGUUUGUUGUCGUUGAGGACAUAGCUCAAAUAACUUGAGCUUGUAGUUUUGAUGUACCCUGUAGCGUGCCUUGUGCAGGGAAAAAUUGACCUGCCUAUUGCUGUUUUUUUUUAUAAAAUAGCUAUCGAGGGUGAUUAAUCGUGGACAUGUUUUUAUUUUUUUGGUGGGAUUGAAAGAAGUACAUGCCUGGUGCAGGAACGAGAGUGAAUCGUAUUACUAGGUUUGUUCUUUUUUUUUUUUGGUUAUUGAAGUACGUACUAAAGAUGUACUUAUGUGUAAAAUGUUCCUUGUGU
Messenger RNA from Zea mays, 1944 nucleotides. Its product is annotated as putative protein phosphatase 2C family protein. NCBI's taxonomy places the organism in Eukaryota, Viridiplantae, Streptophyta, Magnoliopsida, Poales, Poaceae. The record is from RefSeq and is marked provisional. Gene Ontology annotation, biological process: protein dephosphorylation. Gene Ontology annotation, molecular function: protein serine/threonine phosphatase activity.